Molecule: messenger RNA, 309 nt
Organism: Durusdinium trenchii
Lineage: Eukaryota; Dinophyceae; Suessiales; Symbiodiniaceae
Source: the annotation of a GenBank genome assembly
GUCCAAACUCCAUUGGAAGGGUGGUGAGAAUGUGGAGCUGAAGGCGAAAGCUUUCGUGAGUGGUGUAGUCAUUCAGUGGCUGGCUGUUUUCAUGGAAGAAUCCCGGUCCAAAGAGAGCGCUGAGCAAGCUGAACGGAACGACCUUAUGCGAACAUUGGUGUAUGUGUGUGACAAACUUUUUGCGUACAUGCAUGCACUUCGGAAAGAGGGUGUGGUGGUGCUCAAUGAAAAGCAAGCAGAGCAAAUCUCUGUAAUGGGUGAGGCGGUGAUUCGCUUAUACUUGGUGCUGGCGUCUGGUGAUUGGAGCAG